GUAAAAAACAGUCGCUGAAAGAUGAGAGGGGCUGAGGAAGAACACCAGGUGAGGAAAAGCUGCAGUUCAGUGCACCGCGUCGGAGGAGACGGCGCUUUGCGAAAUGUCGAUUGGCAAUUGACAUUUAUCACGACCCCCGCGGCCGUCCUAGGACGAGAUAAUGAAAAUUCUCUCGUCGCCUGGUCUUUCCUCGCCACGAGUGAUUCGCGUUUUUGCAAUCGAAUGGCGAGUUUAGAGGCUUGAGCGUCACGAUCGGUACUUGACUUCGAAAACAUCUCUCUCCAUCGGUCUCUCGUGAAGACAUUCGGGUAACACAUGUUCAGAAUAUCCACCUGACCAGCGGGGAGCAGGCAAUAGUGCAAAAUGAGCAUGAAAAGUAAUGCCACUCUUUAAAUUCCAACAACGACGUACGGUUAAUGCAAUUGUUCCUGGCGGCGUGACCUGGAACAACGGCGAAUACACGAUUUGCGAGGAAUCGCAGUAAUUUUUAACCGGCCAGUUACUUUUUACUCGAUAACCGGUCGAACGAUGAGGGAUGAGGGUCUUGAGGGUAACGAGGAUGCAGUUCGGGGCUCACGCACCUCAGGACACCCCGACAAUGGUGUGCGUUGAAGGGGAAGAAGUGGAGGGAGAGGCUGACGCACGCCGUGUGCACGUCGCGAACUGAGGAACAUACGAAAACUGGUUUCCUGAGCGAUUCCCCAUUUAUUUAUUACACGUACGGUGGGUGAACGUGUGCCCCCGUCGGCAUCCCGGCGCGUGCAUCUCGCCAAGGACUCGGCUCGCGAGCGCGCGUUUAGAAAUGCCACUGGGCCCUCCGGUGCCACGGGAGGAAUCCUCGCCGAAAUGUAUAUGCGUGCACGCAGAAAAAUGUCAUUCUCAUUUUAAGAAAACCAGAUACUCAUUUUUUUUACCUCUUGCGUUCCUUCUUUGAAGUGACUGUUAUUUUUGCAAAGAAUAUCUCCUUGAUAACAGUCUCAAAGUACACUCCUCAUCUAUACUUGAAACAACAGUGAUAUUUACUUUAUAUUCUGGUUCUUUGAAUCAAUUUCCUACAAUAUUCCUCCAAAGAGUACGAAUCCUUUUUCAAAAUACAUAAAACUAUUGUCGAGAGAACAUUUUUUUCUUUGGUGAAGAUAACUGUUACUUAUUAGAAGAAAAAGGUAAAUUGAGUAAUCACCCUUUUUUCGACGGUAUUUUUAUGUGUGCCUGUAUGUAUUUCUACUUUUGCGUGCUCAUCGAGAGAGAAAGAAAGACAGAUAGACCCAACGCGUUAUGCGUUACAUUAAAAUAAUUAUAUCACGCAAAUUACGCAAAUUUCCGAGUAUUAUCGAGCUGUACUACUACUCCGUCUAAUAGCUUGAAUAAAUAUCUUUCUCCUGUUGCGUAAUGAAAGCGCGUGCCGGAUUAAUGCUGAUUCUAUGCGAAUUUCAAUCGAUGACCGCUUUUUAUAACUCGCCGCCGUAUAUUAUCGGUGCGACUGAAUUCUCAAUUACGUUGUAAUGUUUAUUACCCAACGUAAUUUCUGAUAUCACAAGUCAAAACGCCCGUCUGUUAUCAAGCGGGAGGUGAGAUCUUCCACGACAGAGUGAGCCUCAUUGUACGAUUUCGGGUCGCUUUCGCCGGUCUACGUAAUUUUGACCUUUUUUUUAUUAAUUCCUCAGCAUUGAAGAAGAUCUAUAUUCUUUCGCACGUGUCGUCGCACGCUCGUAACCUGAAUUUGGAAUAAACGUGUCUUUCGCCGUUGCAAAUGCCUCGCGUAAUAAUACGCGCGCUGCGAUGUUACUUCGCUCGCGACGACACAGAUAACCUUUGCUGCAUAAACCACGAAUUUAUCGGCCACCGAGGCGAUCAUCAUCAUCGUCGUCGUCGUCGUCGUCUCGCAAAGAAUCCCGAGGAUGCGUUCGUUAGAAUAAGGCGGCGAUUGGAUCGGGAGAAUAAAUAUAUUUAUGUAUUCCACCCACGCGUUGAGCUCGGAGUUUAUGAGUCGGAAACUCGACUUGUUACACUCGGUGCGCUACAUUGUUUUGAGAAAUUUUCGGGGCCGCGGGAAUGGAUUUCGCCGAAAGGUCAAAGGCCUCUCGACACGCGGGAAAUUCGUCGCACCUCGCUGCACAGGCGGAUGAUACCGCUCUUCCGGAAGAAUUCAUCUCACGGUUACGCACUUAAAGGGAUAUUGAAUCAUUAACGAUUUCACGGAAUUGCGAGCAGGCGGUUAAUUCCCGUGCACUAGGGGGCAAUUUCGCAGUCACGUACCUACGCAUGAACAUUACGUUUCAAAUUACGUCUCUUUCACUUCUCGUUCGAGCGGGUUUCCUCUUUUUUCACGUUCGCGGACGUGUUUCCGUCUUCAGACGGAACUCUCCCGUAGGCGUCGCAACGCGUCCUCUUGACAGCGCUAUACGUUGUAUUUACUUUGUGAAUAUUCCCUGAUAUCCCUCGAUACUGCGUCUUAAACUUAAAGUGGCACUUAAGUGCACCGUGAAGCGCGAUUCCCGAAGAAAGUAACGCGGCGCGAGUGACACUUUCUCAGGUUUAUGAGUGCAAGGCAUCAUUCGCGAAUGCUUUCGGGACAUCGUUUUCAUGAGGAUCAUAAAAAGUAGUUUCGUAAAAGAUUCCGUUUUCACUUCUCCAUGUGCAGCGAUCAAAGUCACGGCUCGGACCUUGAAUAUUGGACGGCGACACAUUUGUACCUGAGAUUAUCUUCAUUAUAUUAAUCGAUGUUUCUAAAGCUCCUAAUGUAACGUGCUAAUCCUUCUAGCUCUCUUUUAGGCGCUCAAAACAACGUUAUAAAUCCAGCUUUUAGAUUCUACCAUGCAGCAUUCCUGAUGCGAUUUUUAUCCGAAGAAGAAGCUGAAGUAGCUAAUCCGACGAUGAGCCGAGUUAAAAAUGGGUUCCACGUCGGGCAAGUCGCGGUGGCGCAAAAAUAAGAGAAAUAAAUCAUGGAGCCAGGUAGAAGAUAUAGGAUCCGCGCGCAAACAAUUAAUUCUGCAUUCCGUCCCAUGCAGAACCAGCAUCCCUCUAAAUUUCCCGCCCCCUAGAUUUUCAUUUUGCCUUUGUUUUAGGGAUUAUAUUUACAGGUUUGAAAACUAUACUGUAUUCGUGUCUUUCUUCGCGUCUGAAUCAGACGUUAAUUGAAAGUUUUAAGAAGAAUGUUGUCAUAAUAAUAAUUAUCAUCAAAAUAUUAUAACAAUCAUAAUGUAAUAAUUUUUACAGUUAAAUUAUCUAGUGGAAUCCCGAUUAUUCAUCGAUUCCGUCUUUUUUAAAGAAACAGGACCUCGCUUCUUCCCUGAUGCCUCCUUGAAAGGUGGCAGCACGAUCCGGAAGGUGAAAGUCCCACGAUGAAGAGGGAAGGAGUGGUGGUGCACAUAUAGAGGGGCGGAGAGGGCGCGGCUUGUCCAGACGUUCUCCGUCCUGACGACGACGACGAUGUCGCCGAAGUUGAUAUUUCUACUGGGAUCGCUGUGUCUACUUGCCGGGACACAGGUCAGAGCGCAGGAUGAGGAAGGCGGCGACGGGCUUGACGCAAACGCCGAGGAACUUUGUCAGGACAGGCCGGGCGACGAAUACUUUCGCUUGAGUAUUGAAGGCGACUGUCGCGAUGUCGUGAGGUGCGACAAAGCCACCGAGAUCGGCGUGACCAGGUUGGCGACGGUGCGGUGUCCCACGGGUCUCGCGUUCGACAUCGAGCGGCAGACCUGCGACUGGAAGACGAACGUGAAGAACUGCGAUCAGCUCGAGAAGCCGCGUAAGGUUUUGCCCAUCCUCAAGACCGACGAACCCGUCUGCCCGGAGGGAAAACUGUCGUGCGGUAACGGCGAGUGCGUCGACAAGGAGCUCUUCUGUAAUGGCAAGCCCGACUGUAAGGACGAGUCUGACGAGAACGCCUGCACCGUGGAGACCGAUCCCAACCGUGCCCCGGAUUGCGAUCCCACGCAAUGCGUCCUGCCCGAUUGCUACUGUUCGGCCGACGGCACCCGUAUACCCGGCAACAUCGAUCCCCAGCAAGUGCCGCAGAUGAUCACGAUCACCUUCAACGGCGCCGUGAACGUGGACAACAUUGAUCUCUACGAGGAGAUCUUCAACGGGCAACGUCAAAACCCGAACGGUUGUCAAAUCCGCGGUACAUUCUUCGUCUCCCACAAGUACACCAACUAUUCGGCGGUGCAGGAUCUUCAUCGACGCGGUCACGAGAUCGCGGUAUUCUCGUUGACGCAUAAGGAGGAUCCGCAAUAUUGGAGCCAGGGUACGUACGAUGAUUGGCUAGCGGAGAUGGCCGGCGCCAGGCUGAUCAUCGAACGUUUCGCCAACAUCACCGACGGCUCCAUCAUUGGCGUGCGGGCUCCUUACCUCAGGGUCGGCGGUAACAAGCAGUUCGAAAUGAUGGCCGAUCAGUUCUUCGUGUACGACGCCUCUAUCACCGCAUCCCUGGGACGUGUGCCAAUUUGGCCGUACACGUUGUACUUCAGAAUGCCCCACAAGUGCAACGGCAACGGUGGUAACUGCCCGUCGAGGUCGCAUCCAGUCUGGGAGAUGGUGAUGAACGAACUGGACCGCAGGGACGAUCCCACCUUCGACGAGUCCCUGCCGGGUUGUCACAUGGUUGACUCUUGCUCCAACAUUCAGACCGGCGAGCAGUUCGCUCGUCUGCUCAGGCACAACUUCAACAGGCACUUCAACAGCAACCGGGCGCCUCUCGGUCUGCACUUCCAUGCGUCCUGGCUGAAAAGUAAGAAGGAGUACAAGGAUGAGUUGAUCAAGUUCAUCGAGGAGAUGAUCGCCAGGAGCGAUGUGUACUUUGUAACUAUGGUUCAGGUGAUCAAGUGGAUGCAACAACCCACCGAGCUCUCCGCGCUCAGAGAUUUCCAAGACUGGAAAGAGACCUGUGAUGAAAAGGGUUUGCCCUACUGCUCGUUGCCUAACGCUUGCCCUCUGACGACUAGAGAGCUGCCCGGCGAGACGCUGCGUCUCUUCACUUGCAUGGAGUGCCCUAACAACUAUCCAUGGCUGCUGGAUCCGACCGGCGAUGGCUUCUCCGCGAGGAAGUGAUCCAUCAUCCGUAAAACGAACGACGCGUCGACGCGCCGACCGGCCGUGCGAUCCGGUUAUUAGAGAUCUAUCGUUUUUUUUCCGGCAAGUCCGGAAAUCACGUCGGAUAAAAUGUGGUAAUCGACCACGGCGAGCCGAGGAACAAGGGCGCAGCUCUGAAAGACACGGAGAAAGCAAUCGGGCGACGAGCGCGUUGAGGCGCGUGAUUUCGGGCGAAAUCUCGGAAUCGUCUUAUCACGAUUAGAAAGCGUCAUCUUGGCCGCUUGAAGAUCAAGUCGUAACACUAAUAUCAAAGUGGAGUGAAGCGCCGCUGCUUUCGCAAGGGGAAAACGCACUGCGCCCGGUUUCUCUUCCGCGACUCGACUAUAAUAAUUAUUAUUUAUAUAAAUUAGGAUCAGUAAAAUAUAUAUCGCCGCAUUUGGUCGCGAGGCCGAUCGCGUACGAUUUCUCGUGGGAAACGCCAUCGCGUACGAUCGUCGACGAAAUUCGCGGGCAAAAAGUUCUAUUCUCUCUUGCCCGCCAGACGAGAGAACGGCGAGCCACCGUCUUAAGAGAUACAAUUCUCGAAAAUCGAUGCUCGACGGAAACGAGAUAAUCCCACUUGUACAUAACUACCAGAUCCUUGCCCUCCCUUUCUCAUCCUCAUUGUUUUCUAGAGACAAUUGUGUGCGGAACGACAACGGAAGCUCGCGGCCGAUGAAGCAAAAGACGAAAAGUUGAAUAUACCUAUCAUUCCGUGCCUCUCUGAACAUGUACUCUUAAGAAUUUAAACAAAGCGCAACAUUCUAAGUAAUUAAUUUCUAGUGUCCUUAUGUUUUCAAAUAAAAACUAUACGUACAAAAAAUA
Monomorium pharaonis (pharaoh ant) is the source of this 5895-nucleotide messenger RNA. It is a transcript of the gene verm, whose product is annotated as chitin deacetylase 1. Gene Ontology annotation, molecular function: chitin binding; protein binding. Gene Ontology annotation, cellular component: extracellular region. The coding region runs from base 3430 to 5049 and encodes 539 amino acids. Gene Ontology annotation, biological process: carbohydrate metabolic process. The record is from RefSeq and is a predicted model, not a curated record. The transcript has 6 exons. NCBI's taxonomy places the organism in Eukaryota, Metazoa, Arthropoda, Insecta, Hymenoptera, Formicidae.